AUGAAGACUCCUACUUUUUUGAUAGAAUCUCUUCGAAGUCAGUUCAUGGAUCGAUAUUUACCCGACCCAUCCCACGAAUGGGAGAAAUCAAGGUCAAAUUCAUCAGGCAACUGCAAAGAACUAGAGUGUAUCCAGAAUGAUCAGGGGGAACAAUCUUCUCGCUCUUCGGGUUCUUCAGCUGUGGACAAAACUAAUUCAAGAACCGCAAGUUUGACAAGAAGCACGAGCUUCAGUGCAGUUAUUGAAGAGAUGACUCCUGAAUACAAUGUGGUGGCUGAAAGUAUGGUUACCAAGGAAGUUGAAGGGGAUGCUUCCGGAAGAAGUCUUCAAUCCAAAUCAGAAUCAGAUAUCAAAUCUUCGUGCAGACAAGAUUCUGAUGAGAAAGGCAUGAAGCAGACUGUGGGGAGUGGGGGUGUUUUUAUCUAUUCUCCAACCAGAACACUUAAAGAAAUCAUGAGGGAUGAUCUUAAAGAAGAGUACAUCAGAUACAUGGCGGAGACACCUCGAGCCAUUGGAUCAGCAAAGGAAGAUAAUGACUGGGAUUUGUUGUUUGAGGAGCAAAGAAGGAAGAUAAUAAAAUUGUGGGAUGAAUGCAACAUUCCAUUGAUUCACAUGACCUACCUUUUCUUGCUCAUCCAAGGCGGUCCAUCUGAUUCCGUCUACAUCGAGAUCGAGCUCCGCCGACUAUCCUUCCUCCAGAAAGCAGUACAUCACGCCUCAAGGUUUGCUUACACAUAUGAAUCAUAA
Lactuca saligna is the source of this 747-nucleotide messenger RNA. Lineage: Eukaryota; Viridiplantae; Streptophyta; Magnoliopsida; Asterales; Asteraceae. The record is from the annotation of a GenBank genome assembly.